GCACAAAAAUCAAUUCAACUCAAACCGUCUAUUGUACCAACGUACCAAGUUUAAAACUUUACCAUUGUCGUCUUUGCUAAAGUCAACACGAGCUUACAUUGCAUUUGUUAACUAUAUAGAUAGUUAACAGUCUAAGACCUCAGAACGAUUAUUUGUUGUUGAAAACAGAAAGAUUGAGAAAAAGAGAGAGUUUUGAUCCGUUAUUGGUUCAAAACAUAGAUCUAGAGUUUGAUCAGUAGCAGAUCAAAUUUGCAAACUUUAGCUUGUCGUCGACUCGGGUGACGCAAAGUGGACCGACGACUUCCUACUCAAAUCCUACUGUUAGAAUCAAUCCUCUAAAAUAGAAGAAAGACAUUAUAAACAGAAGGAAGCGGUUUAAACAUCAUAUCUGGAGUUCAUUCAUGAUAGCAAACGAGUUUUCAAUAACCAAGUUCUUGUUAUAACUUAUUAACUAGAGAUAACUCGUGAGUGGCGAGUGAAAGCGUGAGCCGAGAUGGCGGACUUGAAGUUGACGAUACAGGUGGCCAAGGCGACCAAUUUGCCCAAUGUGGAAAAAAAGAGAGACUCCUCCGAUCCAUACGUCAAACUCACUUUCAAAUCUGGUCGUUCGACAUCCAAAUCUGUGAAGAGUGAACACAUUGACAGCAACAACAACCCAGAAUGGAACGAGUCGCACGAGAUAGAGCUAGGAGCUGCUCUGUUGGCGGGAGAUGUGUUGGAGGCCGUAAUCAAGGACUACGAGAGACUAGGAUCCGACAGGACGAUGGCCCAGUGCAAGAUCUCUUUGAAAGACUGUCUGUCCAACCCGAAUGUGGAGAUCAAACAAGCCCUGAUGGAUGCGAGCAACAAGAAGCUAGACAACUCCUUUCUCUUCCUCAAUCUAGCCUAUUCGGGGGCUAAGAAAAAAAGUGGCGGUGGUGGGGGAGGCGGAGCAUCUGCUGGGGGAGCAGCGGGCGCUGAUGGCGGUGAAGGACAAGCAGAUGCCGAAGCAGCGGAAGAAGCGGGAGUGGCUGGUGAUUUUGAGGAGCCGGUGGCGGUAGUGGAUGCAGCCAGUGGGGAUGCUGGGGCCAUGCCAGACGAGGGUCCUCCGAGGACUGUCAAGACCAAGGAGUCCCUGAGAGGCACAUUGCCCAAGAAAGCAAUCGACUACCAGGUGAGGAUCAAGAUCUGGGAGGCUAGACAGUUGAAGGGAGGGGGUCUGAAGCCAGUGGUGAAGAUGAAGAUCGGCAGCCAGACUAAGUCUUCAAAGGUCAAGUCAUCCGACAGUCCCUUCUGGGGAGAGAUAUUCUUCUUCAACUUCAACAUGAUCCCAGUUGAGCUGUUCGACGAAGUGAUCGAAUUCCAAGUGUGCACCUCACAGAGACUGAGAAGCGACGCUCUGAUUGGUUCAUUCAAGAUAGACGUAGGCACAGUAUGGGACGAGGACAGACAUAGUGUACAAAGCAAGUGGCUCAUGCUCACAGAUCCCAACAGCGACUCAGGAGAACUUAUGGGAUACCUCAAGGUAUCCGCGAUGGUGUUGGGAGCUGGAGAUGAAGCUCCUCCGGACAACCAAUUGGAGGAGGGAGACGACGACGUGGAGUCCAAUUUGCUGAGACCAGCAGGAGUCCAGCUCAGACCCGCAACCUUCUGGAUUAGACUGUUCCACGGAGAAGAUGUGCCUCAAAUGGACACUGGUUCCUUCACGGCCAUCAAGUCCUUCUUCUCCGGGGGAGACAAGGAGGAGGACAUGAAGAAACAGGUGGACCCCUUCAUCAUCGCCAAGUUUGCCGGCAAGAGAGUGAAGAGUAGUGUCAAGUACACGAGCAAUGAGCCCAUAUUCAACGAACAACUCCAGCUCAAGUUCAACUUCCCCUCCAUGUGCAAGAAACUCAAGCUAGACCUCAGAGAUUGGGACCAAAUGAGUGGCGAUGAUCCGAUUGCGAUGUGUGAGGUGCUUCUGGAUGCGAUCAGCGUGACGGGCGAGCAGGGGUUCCUGCCGACGUUCGGACCCUGCUGGCUCAACUUCUACGGGGCUCCGAGGGAGGAGGGCAAAGAGGCCACUGGAGGCGAGAACGAAAGCCUCAACGUCGGAAAGGGCGAGGGUUGUGCAUACAGAGGUCGCUUCAUGCUUGAGAUGGGGGCUAUUCUGGACAAAAAGCCCGAAGCUGCAGUGAUGCCAAUCCCAGAAGAAAGCAUUCUGGCACUCGGAAAGUUUCUGAAGACGAGGAAGUGGCGUCUAUUCGCCAUGUUCGAGGAGGCCAAUCUCAUCAUGAAUGACCUUGACGAGGCCAUACACUUCGAGGUGUCUGUCGGCAACUUCGGCAACUCCAUGGAUCCCGACUCGUCUCCCAUGCCCAGCACCACCAGCAGCUGCCAGAGUGUGUUCGAUGGGCAGUUCUACAGCUAUGUGCCAUUUGGGGAGAACAAGCCCAUAGUGAGUGUGGACUGUGACUUCGAAGACAUCUCCUUCCGACUGGCCAUACUCAACAUGCUGGAGAAGACAAGAGACACUGUCGGUGAGCAGUUGACAACUCUGAGACGGACCCACGAGGAGCACCAGUUGAUGAAUGAGGAGGAUCAUCAGACACAUCUGCAUGAAGUUGCCCUGGUGGCCAUCAGAGUGUUGGACCACCUGAAGAACAACCUACCGAGAGUCAUUGCUACCAUCGAAAGCAUGAGUGCGCAGGGCAACACUUUGGACAAGAAUCUGAACAAGUUCCGAGUGAGUCAGCUGACGAGUAUGGUGGCGAGGGCACAGCACGAGUACGAGAGUGCCACUGAGGUCACUGCUGUAGUGGACCUGCUCCAGGAGUUCAUGGACAUGAUGAACAGACUCUGUCUGGAGACGCAGAUCAGUAUCCCGGACAUCAUCGUGUGGUUGAUGGAGGACACCAAGAGGAUAGCUUACAUCAGAAUACCCGUGCAGGAGGUGUAUUACAACAAGGCAGAGGAGUUCGUGGGCAGAUACUGCAUGCUACCACAGAACCUCAUCCUCAAGUACCCUGGUAAGAAGCAGCAGAAAGAGUGCCGUGCCCCCUGUCAGCUGAGACUGAAGUUAUGGUUUGGACUGCAAGUGGACGAAGGUGCAUUCUCCAAGUCAGCGACAGAAGCCACUCUGACCACUGUCGCUGAGACUCAUGAAUAUGAGAACUAUCGUCUCAUGUGGAAGAAAGACAGUCCCAAUUUCGGCUCCAAGGACGGUCGGAUCGAAAUGCCCAAGGACAAAUUUCAACCCCCCGAUGGGUGGGAGUUUGAUGGGGACUGGUUCAUCAGUCGAGACAAGAGUUGCGAAGUAGAUGAGGACGAAGGUCUGGACUACUAUGUGGAGGAUGUGUUUGAGAGCCAGGGCAGGUACCCCGGAUUAUCCUGGCAGAACACGCCGGACAAGAUUAAAUGGGUCACUAUGCAAAGUCAGGAAUCUACUCCCCGUGAUGAGAUCAUCCCCCCUCCUGGAUGGGCGUGGGAGGACGAGAACGACGGGUGGGAGGUGGACAUGGACAGGGCAGUGGACGAGGAGGGAUUCGAGUACUGUGUCGACAUCGACCUCGGUGGCUGGCAGGCGAGUGAGAAGCCGUUCCACGUGUGGCGUCGCAGAAGGUGGGCCAGACCCCGGGUCAAGUUGCCGGAGGGAGAGAUAGCCGAACUCAGAGCCGCCCCUGGAGUCAAGGAGGAGGACGAGGGGUGGGAGUAUGGCAAGACAUAUGGCAGUAAGUUCCAUAAAGUGGAGCAGAAGAUGGAUCUGAAGAGACGCAGGAGGUGGCAGAGGAAGCUGAGGAGGGUCAACCCCAAGGCACCCCCUCUCUUCUUCUUCGAGUUCAAGAAAAAAGACGAGAUAAUCAAAGUGGCUCCUAGAACAUUCGCUUCAUUCCCACAGGCUCACAAGUAUGAGAUGCGGGCAUACAUCUACCAAGCACGUGACCUUCUGUCCUCUGACGACGACGGAUACUCGGACCCCUUCUGUCGGGUGGUAAUUGGAAACAGAAGUCAAAAGACCACGACUCAGAAACUGACUGUGAACCCCACUUGGAACCAGACGCUGCUCUUCAAGAACCUCGAGUUCUAUGAUUCACCUGAGCAUCUAGCCGAACAUCCUCCGCCCGUGGUGGUCGAGAUAUUCGACUGGGACAGCAUCGGUAGCGAUGACUUCCUGGGACGUGUGACUAUCACGCCAACAGUUAAGAUCCAGCCCACCCAGGGCAAAAAGGCGGAGCUAGACUGGCACCCAGUGACUAGUUUCGGAGAGUCAGCGGGAGAGAUCCUGUGUGCGUUUGAACUGCUUCUGGCUGAUCCUGGAGUUGAUUUGCCAUUUGAACCCACUAGGUCGGACACGGAUAAGAAGAACUUCAUUGUUCCACAGGGCAUUGCACCUGUGCAGCAGAGAACUGCAAUUGAGGUACUGUGUUGGGGUGUGCGCAAUCUGCAGUUGUACCAGCUGAUGACAGUGGACAAACCGGAGAUGGAGUUCGAGAUCGGAAACUUCCGCAAGAAGUCGACCGGUGUCAUCAACAUCAAGCAGUGCCCCAAUUUCAAGAACCCAGUUCUGUUCUACGAGAUGAUGUUGCCCCUAGAAGAGAAGUACACGCCGCCUAUGAACAUCAAAGUGAGAGACAAAAGACAGUUCGGCAGGACUCCCAUCGUCGGCAACCACCGCAUCAAGUCCUUGGGAUCUUAUCGAAUCAAACCUCUGAUGUUGACUAGGCCAUCGCAAGAUGACGAUAACGACGAUAUCCCAUUCUAUGUUGAUGAAGAAGAAGUGACUGAAGCUGAUGUGAUACUUCCCCCUCUGAAGAUGGGAGAAAAACGAUCCAUUUUAAGAGCUCCUUCAGGCGCAAAGAAAAAGACUAAUUUGGCGGUUGUUGCUGGAGCUGAGAAGCCGGCGCCUCCGUCACGCAAGACCUCCAAGGGGUCCCGAAGCGAGGGAGCGGGAGACUCCAGAGGCGCUUCGAAGACCGGAUCCACUUCUGAUGUGCGGAUCGCAGUGGAAGAUGGGGAGAACAAUACACAAUCGCUGCUCGGAGGUUUCGGCCAGGGCAUGUCCAACUUGACUGGGACACUUACACGCGGGGUAGGAGCGUACACGAAUGCAGCCUACGACCGGAGCCUCAGUCCUGCGCUUGGUUGCAAAUUGCCAAAAAUGGAUUCAUCUAAUUUGCCAUCUAAAAAUGAAAAAUCCAAAAUAGAUAUUUCACCGCCGGUGACUAAUACUUCAACUGACAAGCGUGAACACUCGAGAGAAUCCUCUCGAAAUGUCACUCCGGAGAAAGAGGGGGCGGGUAUUAAAGAUAAGCCCCCCUCUGCUUCAUCGCCAUCUGUCACGUUCUCAAACAGGGCGGGGAAAUUCCUCGACAAUUGUAACCCGUUCAUGGGCGGAGGAUCUCGACCCGAGUUGCCACAAGCGAAAGUGAUGAAGGACGACACUCUGGACUGGUGGACCAAGUACUACGCCUCCCAUCACUCCGACCCCAAGAUGCUGGAGAAGGCCGAGGACUACCUCAAUGCGGGCGGAGACACCCUACAGCUGCUGGACUGUGAGCUGGACGAGGUGCCUGGCCUGGAUAGUCUGCAGGACUUCCUGCGCACCUUCACUCUGGACCAAGGCAAGAAGGCCACAGACGAAGACGGAGACUACAUGGGCGAGUUCAAGGGUGCUCUGGUGGUGUACCCCCUGCCCUCGGACAGAAGUGCCCCCCAGCCGAAGAGGUACUUCAGUCAAGUGCCAACCGGGGAUCCGAAGGAAGUAGUGAUCAGAAUCUACAUAAUCAAGGCCACCGGACUCCAGCCAAUGGACGACAACGGAAAGGCUGACCCCUACAUCUAUAUUGAGUGUGGCAAACAGGAAGUGAAUGACGUGGAGAAUUAUUCGCCCAAUACUCUCGACCCCAUGUUUGGCAGAAUGUUCGAGAUGACAGUGACGUUGCCGGUGGAGAAGGACUUGAAGGUAGCGAUAUGGGACUGGGAUGCGAUAGGGGCCAAUGACCUGAUAGGGGAGACUGUGAUCGACCUAGAGGACAGAUACUUGUCCAAACACAGGGCACUCUGUGGGAUACCCAAGAGCUACAAAAUCAAAGGACACAAUCUGUGGCGAGACUGUCAGACCCCCAAGGAGAUCCUGGAGUGGUACUGUCUCAGGAACAACAUCACGGAACCCCUGUGGAACUCCACCACAGAAGUAGUAGUCAACAGAUUCCGAUACACACUAGCCACCUUCGAGAAGCAGCCUCCAGAACCAGUGGACGAAUACGGGCCGGAAGACGAGCGACUGGCUCUGCAUGUAUUAAACCAACUGGACCUGGUGAAAGAACACGUGGAGAGGCGGAGUCUCUAUGCGGCCACUCAGCCCAAUCUGGACCAGGGCCAGCUGUACAUGUGGGUGGACAUGUUCCCCAAGGAGCUGGGCGCACCUGCGGAACCAGUUGACAUCACACCUAGAAAAUGCCAGAGGUACUUCUUGCGAGUGGCCGUGUUCAACACAUUCGACACCAUCCUAGACGAGACCACCCUCGUCGGAGACUCGAUGAGUGACAUCUACGUCAAGGGGUGGCUGGAGGGGGCGGAACACGACCGACAGAAGACAGAUGUGCACUACAGGUGUAUGGACGGACACGGCAUGUUCAAUUGGCGAUUCGUGUUCGAGUUCGACUAUGACCCAUCCGAGAGAAAGAUUGUAGUCAAGCGAAAGGAGCAUUUCUGGAGUCUUGACGAAACGGAGACGCACUACCCUGCGAGGCUGAAUCUGCAGAUAUGGGAUAAUGACCUCAUCUCCGCCGACGACUUCCUCGGAUCCAUACAGCUAGACCUAGAGAAGAUGAUUCAGCCGAGUAAGACUAGGAAGGGGUGCACUCUGCAGCAGUUGCAGUUCGACCCCCCUGAGGUGGAGGGGGGCAACAGACCAGUGUCCCUCUUCCUCUACAGGAGACUGAAGGGCAUGUGGCCCAUGAAGAGAGACUUGGGCGAUGGGGAGGGACCCCAACUCACGGGCAAACUGGACAUGGAGAUAGAGUUGUGUGAUGAAAGUGAACACGCCGAAAGGGCCUGUGGGAAGGCGAGAGACGAACCCAACUCAAACCCUACCCUAGAACCACCCAACCGCCCGGCCACCUCCUUCCUCUGGUUCAUGUCCCCCUGGGCCACCUUCAAACACAUCAUCUGGAAACACUACAAGUGGCACAUGAUCAUCACAUUGAUAACUAUCUUCGUCGUCCUCUUCCUAGCCCUCUUCAUUUAUACACUACCUGGAAACAUGCUGAAUGCCAUCAUGAAUGCCAUCAUCUGAUUGGCCAGUUCUCAUCACAUUCGCUCUCUCUUGCCCAAUCAGAAUCAAAUAUGCCAAACAGCACCUCUGACUCAUCAAAUAAGCCCUAUUGGGCUGAAAUCAACCUGUAUCAUUUAAUUGCAAGCCUUCAUGAACUGGCUGUUCAGCUGAUCAACAGACCCCUUAGACGAACAUUUUGGAUUUAUGAAGUGCUCAUUUUACUAUAACUAAAGCUGUAUAUUAUCUAAGAAAUACAAAUACUGAAAAUUUCUAUUUCCAGCCCAACUUUUCCACAUACGUUCUAUGAAAAUAUUCUUGUAAUUCAAUAAAACAAAUUUUAAAUAA
Messenger RNA from Symsagittifera roscoffensis, 7579 nucleotides. RefSeq names its product dysferlin-like. The transcript is spliced from 51 exons. Gene Ontology annotation, cellular component: membrane. The record is from RefSeq and is a predicted model, not a curated record. The coding region runs from base 494 to 7255 and encodes 2253 amino acids. Lineage: Eukaryota; Metazoa; Xenacoelomorpha; Acoela; Convolutidae. Gene Ontology annotation, biological process: membrane fusion; plasma membrane organization.